Ylistrum balloti is the source of this 1948-nucleotide messenger RNA. RefSeq names its product coatomer subunit zeta-1-like. Lineage: Eukaryota; Metazoa; Mollusca; Bivalvia; Pectinida; Pectinidae. Gene Ontology annotation, cellular component: COPI vesicle coat. The transcript has 7 exons. The record is from RefSeq and is a predicted model, not a curated record. The coding region runs from base 25 to 558 and encodes 177 amino acids. Gene Ontology annotation, biological process: intracellular protein transport; intra-Golgi vesicle-mediated transport; retrograde vesicle-mediated transport, Golgi to endoplasmic reticulum.
UCCACGUCAAGUCAACUUGCAACCAUGGACGGUGGUAUUCUGGAACCUUCUUUGUACACAGUGAAGGCGAUGGCCAUCCUAGAUAAUGAUGGCAACCGUAUGCUUGCUAAGUAUUACGAUGACCAAUUCUCUACAGCAAAGGAACAAAAACAGUUUGAGAAGAAUUUAUUCAACAAAACACACAGAGCUAAUUCGGAAAUUAUAAUGUUUGAAGGACUUACAUGUGUUUACAAGAGCAAUGUUGAUCUAUUUUUCUAUGUUGUGGGUAGCUCACAAGAAAAUGAGCUGAUUUUAGCAAGUGUUCUCAAUGCCUUGUAUGAUGCUGUCAACCAAAUCCUUCGUAAAAAUGUGGAGAAGAGGGCAUUGUUUGAGAACUUGGAUGCAGUAUAUUUAGCUGUUGAUGAGAUCUGUGAUGGCGGGAUAAUCUUAGAUGCUGACUCCAUGUCAAUAGUACAGAAGGUAGCAAUCAGGACAGAUGAUAUACCCCUGGGAGAACAAACCGUGGCACAGGUUCUUCAAAGUGCUAAAGAACAGAUAAAAUGGUCAUUACUGAAAUGAUGGACAAAAAUAUUUUUAUCGUUUUCUUGAUCAUGGACUGCAGAUAAGUUUACAUGCUGGGGAAGGUAAAAUUUGACAGUUUACUUGCAGCAUUUGCAUUGCCUUGGCAACCUGAACAUUUUAGUAUAACAUUGGUUUCCCAUGGCGACAGCAAGGAGAAGUCAUUGUGUGAUACAACUACACUUUAUUUGGGGUGCUGGGUUACAGGGGCUGAUACAAAUUAUAUGCUAUUUGUCUUUUUUGAUAAAGUGGUAUAAAAUUGAUAUUUCUCAAAGUACAUAUUUGUAGGAUUUGAAUAUAUAAAUGCUAAUCAGCAGAUGUUCCGAUGUAAUGUUUGAUAAAGUGAUAAUAUCUUUGUAAAAUCUCUCCUGCUUUCUUCUGAGAGUUCAGGGAAAAAAAUGACAGGAAUCACCACAAAAAAAACACUUACAUAUACCAGGCACUUUCAGAGUACUGUGGCUAGAUCUUUCUUUAAAAUUCCUUCAGAGAUCUGGUUAAAGGAAACAUUUUAAAAAAAAGAAGAUUUUUGCAAGUUUGAAAUCAGGAAUCAUUCUAACUAUUUCAGAGAUAACAUUUGUAAGUGGUGUUAGUUUCUGUGUUUACUGUCGUUGAAGCGUAGAGUUUCAUUACAGUUGUCUUUGUCUGGAUAUUUGAAAAUGAGAGAGAAUGUAUUAUAUUGAUGCUACAAAAUAUACCAUGUACUUUUUCAUUAAUUGAAAAGAUAGAGUUUAUAACUUAGAUUAUAAAUUUUGUGAUGAUUAAAAACAAGAUUACACUGUUUUAAGGCUAUAUACAGUACAUGUUUGACUAUACUUACCCCAUGGCCUGUAUACAGUGAUUUGGACAUGGAUACAUAUAAUGUCUGACACAUGAAAACAGGAAUCAGCAACAGCCAGGAUGGAAAUGAAGGCAUUCCUCUUCUACCUAACAUUUGUUGCAGAUAUCUUUAUAUAUUUGUGUCGUAAUGAAAAUGUCUUUGUCAUGAUUCUGUAACCUUAGAUUUGAAUUCAAGUGCAAAGAUUUUAUUGAUGUUUAUGAUAUCAUGGUACUGGUCAGUGUUGCAGAUAGAAAGGAUAAAUGUAGAUUUGUCAUUUAAAAAGGUUCCAGUAAACCAUCUAUUUAACCAUAGGACUCCAAAGUUAAAUUUUCCUAUCCAUGGUUCAGUUUCCUGUCUAUUACUUCUUAUCAAAUUAUUGAGUAAAUUUUAUGGGUGAUACAACUGAACGAAAUCUUGAGUCCCUAUGUGAGAUAGAUGUUUUACUUGAAAAGCCCUUACGAUGCAUUACUCAUAUGGAUAUGUAUAUGAAUGAUCAUAUUUGUCAUCAAAAAUUUCAUUUGCUAUUUGUGAGUAAGAAUGAAAGUAAAUAAAUUAUUCAUGAAACCUAAUAAA